Messenger RNA from Odontomachus brunneus, 1623 nucleotides. RefSeq names its product checkpoint protein HUS1 (gene Hus1-like). Gene Ontology annotation, cellular component: checkpoint clamp complex; site of double-strand break; nucleolus. The coding region runs from base 712 to 1548 and encodes 278 amino acids. The record is from RefSeq and is a predicted model, not a curated record. The transcript is spliced from 3 exons. NCBI's taxonomy places the organism in Eukaryota, Metazoa, Arthropoda, Insecta, Hymenoptera, Formicidae. Gene Ontology annotation, biological process: mitotic intra-S DNA damage checkpoint signaling; double-strand break repair via homologous recombination; nucleotide-excision repair.
UCGGUGGAAUAGGUUCCUAGCUUACCGACAGUGAAUUUUAAAUCAAGGUCGCAGAGCUUCUGGAAUGUUUGAACUUUGUGGUAAUCGUCGGAAAUGCAUCGCGUAUAAAGUUGCCAGGCUUUUAUCAGCUCGGUGAAAGAUAUUACGUGAGUGUGUCGGUAACUCGAUAACGUUUUGUGUGAGACUUUGUAGAAGUUGUGAUCCGCGUUCGAUUAGUUAUUGAGCAGUUGUACUCGAAAGGAUCAAUACGAACGAGAUAUUGUUAAAAUAAAAGAUUUUUAAUGUUGCAAAGUACUUAUUUCUAUACCUCAUGUGCACGAAAAUGAAUGGUGCUGACAUCUAUGUGGAAAAAGGUGAACUACGAUCGAGAUGUCGGUAAGAAAGGCGGGCGAUUUUAAAGUCGUAUAGGGAUCAUAUUAAACUGAAUUUUCGGUGUGAACUUCAACUGCACGUAAUUUUGCUCCCAAUAUUAUGCGACAAAUAAACAAACAAUAUACCUGACACAUUCACAUUCGAAGCGCAGACUCGUAACAAUGCAGACAGUGCAGGCAGUGCAACUUAGUGCACCUAUUGAGAACAGAUCAUAAUAGUCACGAGCAUCCGCCUAUCCGCGGCCGUGGAUGUUUCCCGCGCCAAUUUUAUAUUGUUGUGAUGUUCGCCGGCACUGGUGAUAACACAAAUGUCAACGAUAAGUACUCGAUUUAAGUGAGAAUGAAGUUCAGAUGCAGAAUGGUGGACGCGGGCGCUAUGCGGGAUUUCACGACCAUCGUCAAUACUAUAUCCCGAAUGGCGAAGUACUGCGUCCUGCGACUCACAACGGAGGAGUUGUGCUUCAACGUCGGCGAUGAGAGAGUGCCCGUGCUCUGGGCGGUGCUCUCUCACGAACACUUCUUCACUGAAUACAUUAUGAUCGGCGUGUGCGAAGAUGAGAACGAGAUCUAUCUAGAAUUCGACGCAUCGAUGUUUGCCAGAAGCUUAAACAGUCUGAAAGCAACUGCCAAGAGCGUGAAGAUUAAAUUGACAAACAAGCGACAGCCUUGUUUGACAUUCGAGAUCGAUCUGUCUUCCUUAGCUAUCGAGUCGCGGCAAUGUGUGCACGAUGUGCCAGUGAGGCUGAUACCGCGCAGGGAAUGGCCGGAACACAAAAUGCCAGUCAUCUCUCAGUUUGAUAUAUCUUUGGAUAUACAACAGCUCAAAUACCUGAAGCAUAUUGUGGAGAGGAUGAAGAGUAUGAGUCCCAAGCUGACAGUGAUCGCCAACAAACAUGGUACACUGAUGCUAAGAGUCGAAGUGGACCAUGCUACUGUAACAACUCAUUUCAAAGGACUACAAGUUUGGGUGAAUAGACAAGAAGAGCAAGAAGAGGAGGAGGACAGUGAAAUUUCCGCGACUGUUAGUGUAAAGAAACUCGCCAUGUUUCUGGGUUGGGAUAUCCUUCAUCCAGACAGUGUCAAGUGUAAUAUAUUGCGGGAGAAAAUGGUGAAAUUGACAAUGGAUGUAGGAGAUCACGUCAAGAUGCAUUACUUUGAACCAGCUAUUGCUUCUUGAACAUGCUGGGUGGAAGCUCAAUCAUAUAGUGAUGUUACCGAAAUGUAAAAUAUACGUUUAUUUCAUUUGUGUUCA